AUGUCCCUGAUAGCCCUGAUGGCCAUGUUCGUGCCAGCCCUUUUGACCCUUCCAACUUCCCUCUUCUUCGCCUUCACCUUCACCCUCCCCUUCUCCCUCCUCUUCGCCUUCACCUUCACCCUCCCCUUCUCCCUCCUCUUCGCCUUCACCUUCACCCUCCCCUUCUCCCUCCUCUUCACCUUCAUCCUCUUCUUCACCUUCAUCCUCUUCUUCACCUUCACCCUCUUCUUCACCUUCACCUUCACCUUCACCUUCACCCUCAUCCCCACCUUCAUCCUCACUCUCUCCUUCACCUUCACCUUCUUCCUCUCCCUCUCCCUCUCCUUCGCCUUCACCAUCGAACUCCUCCCCAGAUGUCUCGCUAGGAGACACGUGUUCCCGAUCCUCCUGGGCCGUCGGUUCAGCGGCCGCCUCCUCCUGGUUGAUAGCCGUGGCCUUUCGGAUCACUCUGGAGCGUUUAUCCUCCUUGGCCGUGCCUUCAGGUUUACCCUGGCCUUUUCCCUUGUCGUUCUUGGACUUGUCUUCGCCCUUCUUGUCACCAUGCUCGCUCCUUUUCCCGCCAUGAUCCUUUUCGUCAUGACCCUUCUCGUCGUGACCCUUCUUCUCGUCAUGGCCUUUCCCGCCAUGAUCCUUUUCAUCAUGGCCUUUCCCGCCAUGGCCUUUCUCGUCAUGGCCCUUCCCGUCAUGACCCUUCUCGUUGUGACCAUUCUUCUUGCCAUGGUCUUCGUCGUCCUUGCCCUCGCCUCCUUUCCCCCCCGUUCCGCCGGUGCGCUUGUCAACUGUGGCGGCCCUCACGACUGCAUCACAGAGUCCGUUCGACAAGUCACAGUCACCAUCACGAGACAAGGUGAUGAGCAAGGAGGUGGUCGAGCGGGGAAUUGGAUCGGCCGCUCGAGUGGCAGAGAGCGUGGCGCUGGAAACCGCACGUCGGGUUGUUGCCUGGGGCCGAGCCCAGACACAUGCUACCUGCACGGGGGAUGUCAGCGGUUUGGUUCACAGUUCAUCCCGUAA
Molecule: messenger RNA, 1011 nt
Organism: Chaetomium fimeti
Lineage: Eukaryota; Fungi; Ascomycota; Sordariomycetes; Sordariales; Chaetomiaceae
Exons: 1
Coding region: 1-1011 (336 amino acids)
Source: RefSeq, a predicted model, not a curated record